Messenger RNA from Suillus plorans, 1200 nucleotides. Its product is annotated as P-loop containing nucleoside triphosphate hydrolase protein. The record is from RefSeq and is a predicted model, not a curated record. Gene Ontology annotation, cellular component: cytosol; peroxisomal membrane. The transcript has 9 exons. NCBI's taxonomy places the organism in Eukaryota, Fungi, Basidiomycota, Agaricomycetes, Boletales, Suillaceae. Gene Ontology annotation, biological process: protein import into peroxisome matrix. Bases 1 to 1200 code for a protein of 399 amino acids. Gene Ontology annotation, molecular function: ATP binding; ATP hydrolysis activity.
AUGGCACAGCCCCACCGUCCUCGUCUCGACAGAGUCUGUGCUGCAGAGGUCGAGCACGCGGAUUCUUUCCGCCAGCGACAUGUAACGGAGCUCUUCCUCAUGCAAUUUAGCUCCAACGCAUGCCUUGCACCAUCCAACUUCCGUGGUAUCGUGCUCCUCGCCACAGCAGAAAGCCAGACUAGCGCGCACUCGCUACUACAUACGCCGCAUGGCUUCAAGGAUGCCGCUUCCAUUCCUCCGGCGGAAAGGGAGGCGCGGAAGGAGAUUCUCGCUAGUGUUGUGUCACGCCGGCUUGCCAUGGCCAAGGAACCACUGUCAUUUGUUGUCGACGAAUCCGACCCACCUGAGUACGCUCGACUUGCAGUAGGGAUGGAGGGCUAUUCUCCUGUAGACCUGCGCGACCUUGUCACAUGGACGGUACAGGUCGCCGUUGGGCGGGCGGUGUCAGAAGUGGGCGUGGGCGUUGAAAAAUCGGAUGUAGAGUGGGCUGACAUCGGCGGCUUGAGGGACAUCAAGCUCGCAUUGAGGGAAACCCUAGAGUGGCCGACGAAGUAUGCUCAAUUAUUCAAGCAGUCACCAUCGAGGUUGAGGUCUUGGCUACUCUUAUACGGCUAUCCUGGUUGCGGAAAAACGCUACUUGCGUCAGCCGUCGCGAAAGAGUGCGGGUUGAACUUCAUCAGCAUCAAGGGUUCAGAGCUGUUGAAUACAUAUAUCGGACAGAGUGAAAAAUCAGUGAGAGAUAUUUUCGAUCGUGCGUCGGCCGCAAAACCCUGUGUACUCUUUUUCGACCAAGGACACGACAGCACGGGCGUGACGGACCGUGUGGUAAAUCAGAUGCUAACCCAGAUGGAUGGGCUCGAUGGAGUCUAUGUCCUCGCUGCAACGAGUCGACCAGACCUCAUCGACUCCGCACUACUUCGUCCCGGUUGGCUUGAUAAAUCCUUGCUAUGCGACCUGCUUGGUAUCGAGGACCGAAAAGAGAUUUUGGUUGCAGUAUCCCGGAAGCUAACGCUUGCACCCUCUGUUGACUUUGAUCAACUUUCAAGUAUCACUGAGGGCUUCUCGGGUGUGGAUUUAGAUUUACAGGCUCUCGUGUACAACGCACAUCUGGAAGUAGUGCAUGCUGCUAUAGAUGCUGAGAAGGCAGAUGGUGGUGGUGGUGGUGAUGUCGAGGCGGGAGGUGGGCGUGGGGCUGACUGA